UCUAUUAUGGUCUCGUUAAUGAUAAUAUUGUAAUUGCUGAACGGCGAACAUCCAAAGUUUUUUAUACUUUAUCGCCUGGUUAUUGCUUAUUGUAAGGAUUCGUGUAUAUAUUACAAUUAUUAAUUAAUACAUCCUAUUAUGGCUGGGAGUCGUUUGGAAAAACUAGGAACCAUAUUUACGAGGGUUAACGGACUCAUAAAGUCCGGGGCAAUGAAAAUUGAUGAUCGGCCCAUUUGGUACGAUGUGUACCGGGCGUUUCCACCUGAAUCGGAGCCACAUUAUGCAAAGCCGUCUCAGUCGAUUAAAAUACCAGAUAUAUAUUACUCAGAAGAUAUAUUCAGAGCUAUGUUUCACAAAGAGACUCGUGGCCAAUUGCCAGCAAUCAAUUUGCAAGAGACCCAACAAAAUCAAAAUGUCACAAACAUAGCUGUAAACAUGGUAGUUGCUGAUCCAUCGCUUUCUGUAAAUCAAGUAAUUGAUACUCUGAAAAAGAAUAAUGUUCUGCAAGUUUACAAAGCUUCAUCCAAAAAAGUCGAUCCCACAACGAUAAAUGAUAGUACAAAUAAAUCCGAUUUUCAUGAAACCGAUGUUCAUACAAAAGAAACAAAUGUUCACAGUAGUUAAUAUUUCUUAUCGAUUUUGUUAAUAAUUAUUAGAAUUUUGAAUAUAUUUAUUAAUUCAUACAUUUAACA
This is a messenger RNA of Myzus persicae (green peach aphid), 692 nucleotides long. RefSeq lists its product as uncharacterized. Gene Ontology annotation, cellular component: ribosome; mitochondrion. Gene Ontology annotation, biological process: translation. Bases 139 to 624 code for a protein of 161 amino acids. Lineage: Eukaryota; Metazoa; Arthropoda; Insecta; Hemiptera; Aphididae. The transcript is spliced from 3 exons. The record is from RefSeq and is a predicted model, not a curated record. Gene Ontology annotation, molecular function: structural constituent of ribosome.